CGGCGCGGCCUGGGGGGCGUUGUUCCCUUGGCUCCUUGGCGCCACUUUCCGUAUACCCCGGCCGCUGCCUAUCUGCAUCUGGGAAUCUGAUCUCCUCUCCAGGACCCGAGACCCUCAGUCCACUCCUUCUAGGGCUCCAGUACCCAAGCUGUCCGAGAGCCAGGCGCCCUAGCCCUGAGAUCCCGGAUUCCGGUCACCGGAGCCAGGCCUCCCGGAUCUACGCCACCUGGGUUGAGUUUCUUGAAGACCUCAGCCACCUGAGCGCCCUCGAUCCUUUCCCGAGUCAAAGAUUCCCUCACCACGUCCUGGGCUGAAGAACUGUCCUCUCCGCCCCCAACAACAAAAAAAGAAAAGCAACUCAGGCGCUCUCAACUUCCAGUUUUCGGGGAUUCGAUACCACCGGGAAAAGUAAAGGGAUCUCGGCGCACAGCCUUGGGAGCUUAGGACUCUCCAGCCUCUGAGAGCCGGUGGACGCACCACUUCAAGGACCGCUGCAAAAUUUCAGCCUCCACUCCGUCCUAAGGACGUUUGCACUCAAGUCUCUAGGCGCGUAAGGAACCCCGAACUGAGGCUCACUAUGGCAGUGGAUCCCCCUAAGGCCGACCCCAAAGGGAUGGUGGCGAUGGAUCCCACCCCGAAUGGGGGUCCAGCUCUGGGCUCCAGAGAGGACCAGGGCGCGACAGCAGGUGGCUGCUGCAGUUCUUGGGACCGGGUACGCCGCUGCCUUCGCGCCAACCUGCUGGUUCUGCUCACCGUGGUGGCUGUGGUGGCCGGCGUGGUGCUCGGUCUGGGGGUCUCGGCGGCGGGCGGUGCUGAAGCGCUGGGCCCCGCGCGCUUGGCCGCGCUCGCCUUCCCGGGAGAGCUGCUGCUGCGUCUGCUGAAGAUGAUCAUCCUCCCGCUCGUGGUGUGCAGCCUGAUCGGAGGUGCAGCCAGUCUGGACCCCAGCGCGCUCGGCCGCGUGGGCGCCUGGGCGCUGCUCUUUUUCCUGGUCACCACGCUGCUGGCGUCCGCGCUCGGCGUGGCCUUAGCUUUGGCACUGAGGCCGGGUGCCGCCUUUAUCGCCAUCAACAGCACGGUCGGAGACACUGGUGUCGGUGUCCACAGUGCACCCACCAAGGAGGUGCUGGAUUCCUUCCUGGACCUCGCGAGGAACAUUUUCCCCUCCAAUCUGGUGUCUGCUGCGUUCCGCUCUUAUGCUACCUUGUAUGUGCCCAAAGACGACCCAAAGACGUGGGUAAUACAGCAAAUUGCCUCCUGUCCACAAAGAGAGAUCAACGCAACCACGGUCCAGCUGGGCUGUGAGGUAGAAGGCAUGAACAUCCUGGGCCUGGUGGUGUUCUCCAUCGUCUUUGGUGUGGUCCUGAGGAAGCUGGGACCUGACGGCGAACUUCUCAUUCGUUUCUUCAAUUCCUUCAAUGAUGCCACCAUGGUCCUGGUCUCCUGGAUUAUGUGGUACUCCCCCGUGGGCAUCCUGUUCCUGGUGGCCAGCAAGAUUGUGGAGAUGAAAGACAUCCGCCAGCUCUUCAUCCGCCUCGGCAAAUACAUCCUGUGCUGCCUGCUGGGCCACGCCAUCCACGGGCUCCUGCUGCUGCCUCUAAUCUACUUCAUCUUUACCCGCAAAAACCCCUAUAGAUUCCUGUGGGGCAUCAUGACGCCGCUGGCCACAGCUUUCGGGACCUCUUCUAGCUCUGCCACCUUGCCCCUGAUGAUGAAGUGCGUAGAGGAGAAAAACGGCGUGGCCAAACACAUCAGCCGGUUCAUCCUGCCCAUCGGCGCCACGGUCAACAUGGACGGGGCGGCACUGUUCCAGUGUGUGGCGGCAGUGUUCAUCGCGCAGCUCAAUGGGGUGUCCCUGGACUUUGUGAAGAUCAUCACCAUCCUGCUCACAGCCACUGCAUCCAGCGUGGGGGCUGCAGGCAUCCCGGCAGGGGGCGUCCUCACCCUGGCCAUCAUCCUGGAAGCAGUCAGCCUCCCUGUCAAGGACAUCUCCUGGAUCCUGGCCGUUGACUGGCUAGUGGAUAGGUCCUGUACCAUCCUCAACGUGGAAGGCGAUGCUUUUGGGGCCGGGCUGCUUCAGACUUACGUGGAUCGUACGAAGACACCAAGCUCGGAGCCGGAGUUGAUCCAGGUGAAGAACGACGUGUCUUUGAGUCCACUGGCCCUCACCAUGGAGGAAGGGAACCCCCUCCUCAAACAGUACCCAGGACCUGCCGGAGACGCCGCUGCCACGUGCGAGAAGGAAUCUGUCAUGUGACUCUCAGGAGGCACUUCCUGUGCCCUGC
Messenger RNA from Acomys russatus (golden spiny mouse), 2282 nucleotides. It is a transcript of the gene Slc1a5, whose product is annotated as solute carrier family 1 member 5. The record is from RefSeq and is a predicted model, not a curated record. The transcript is spliced from 9 exons. Gene Ontology annotation, biological process: L-aspartate import across plasma membrane. Gene Ontology annotation, molecular function: symporter activity; neutral L-amino acid transmembrane transporter activity; L-aspartate transmembrane transporter activity. NCBI's taxonomy places the organism in Eukaryota, Metazoa, Chordata, Mammalia, Rodentia, Muridae. Gene Ontology annotation, cellular component: plasma membrane. The coding region runs from base 578 to 2254 and encodes 558 amino acids.